AGCGUAUCCGCACUCACAGCGUGCACACCAAUCGCUUGCGGGAUUGGGUCGCAUAUCGUUUUCUGGGCCUCGGUCGGUUCUGUAUAGCCCAACAGCCCAACCGCCCGACAGCACAUCCAGGUGCCUUCGAAUCCGGGCUUCAAAGCCUCGAGCGUGUCGAGCCUCAUUGCGGUGCCCCACUACCGUCUUUCUGCGACAACGAUGGCUCUAUUCAGCAGACCCCUGCCCGUAGAUAUAGUAGCAAUGAUCGUCGAUUACUUUGAGGGAGACAGGGAAGCCCUCUGCAACAUGUCUCUCGUGGCGAAGGCGUGGGUGUACCCUGCGCGCGUCUACCUCUUCCGCCUGAUGUGGAUACUGAUCUCGCAAGAACACGACGGCCUCGCCGAGUUUCGCCACUUCCUCGACACACCACGCGGCCAGCGGCAUGCCGGCCACAUCGUCGGUCUCUGUGUACGCGGCGUCGAGCCCGGUGAUGAGAGUUGCUGGGAGCCCACAGUCGACCUCUUCGCGCUCGGAGAAGUCGUAGGCCAGCUUUCUAAGCUUGAGAACUUCGAGGCCGACCGCGUGCGCUUCUCCGGAGUGCCCUUGCAUGGACCUCUGCCUCCCAUCGCGCCAAAAGUUCUCGAUCUCUCGUUCGCACGCAUGACUACCUGGGUGUACGACGACCUCAAAGACUGCUUAGACGUCCUGCACCUCUUCCCCAACGUCAAGCAAAUCAUGACGGACGACCUCUUGCGCCCCGUGAAAGAGACCGGGGUAAGGUACGAUGGCAUGCUGCCCACGAAGUAUCGCAAGUUCGAGCACUUGCGUCUUGAAGAUCUCCACCACUUGGCCUAUGGACCCGCCUCCCCUCUGCUACAUUACAUGCUCCACUCUAUGGAUCUUCGCAACUUUACUACUCUAUCGCUUUUUCAUCUGAGUUUAGAGGAGAUUCCCUACCUCGGGGAGUUCGUGCAUGCCGUGAAGGAUACUCUGCGCUACCUCUACUUCAAAACCACCAACAUUCAAUUUAUUCUGGACGAGGAACGUGAGUGCAUUCCAUCGUCUUAUCCGGAAAAUAUUGACCGCUUUGCCGUCUAAUAGCGAAUCCCCAGGACAUCUGGGCAGAGCUCAAGCUCGGCGAGUGCACAGCGCUCGAGACACUUGCCAUCUACGUAAACAUCGACUUUUGCCCAUACAAGCCGCGCCCGCCCUUCGAGCUGCACCCCUUCUGGGAGUACGUUGAGAUCAUCUUCGAGGACCUGCCUUCGUGCCUGCGCCACGUGGAGCUCGCGCUCGAGGACCGCGAAGAGCCAGAGUGGAUCGAGGAAGUCCUGUGCGACGUCAAGUGGAAGCACAUCCAGCGCAUGCUCAACAAGCUUCCCAGCCUCGAGAAAGUCACGUUCCAUGCCUACCAACCGUACCUUGUCUACAACCACCUCAUCCAGAACUAUAAGUGCCCGCUUGAGGACUGGAUACAAGACAUCAUCCGCGGGAAUCUUCCUAUACUGGAGAGGAGGAACCUUCUCGAUUUCCUGGGGCCUUGUCCGAGUCGCAACGCGCCGCCCACGCCAUAGUACACCCGGAACAUCCUGCUUCUGCUUUUCGGGCCCUUUCCGCCUCACGAUUGCCAUGCACAGUCGUGAUGUCGUGCAUGCGCACCUCUCCGACGCUUAAUUCCGGCAUCGCUUCCCGGUCACCAUUCGCAUCGUAUCUUGCGAAGCUCUCUCGGACCGCUUGGAUAUGACAAUGCAGGAGGUGAGGCCUGUGAGGUACCACUCAUGUAUAUCAUCCCGUAUGCCCGCUCUUCCUUUUUGAUAA
Molecule: messenger RNA, 1800 nt
Organism: Phanerochaete carnosa HHB-10118-sp
Lineage: Eukaryota; Fungi; Basidiomycota; Agaricomycetes; Polyporales; Phanerochaetaceae
Exons: 3
Coding region: 202-1080 (292 amino acids)
Source: RefSeq, a predicted model, not a curated record